Messenger RNA from Solanum lycopersicum (tomato), 1268 nucleotides. NCBI's taxonomy places the organism in Eukaryota, Viridiplantae, Streptophyta, Magnoliopsida, Solanales, Solanaceae. The record is from RefSeq and is a predicted model, not a curated record.
UCCUUUUAAUUCUCCCCACCUCUUCUCUCCCUAUAAUUUUAAACAAGUCUAGUUUCCUUUCUCCAUUACUACAUCUUCCUCUUUCUCUCUUUCAUCUCUUCCCCCCUCUCUUUUUCUCUCUCUACAUACAUAGAGAGAGAAAAACAAACCAAAAACAUCAACAAUAACAAGUAUAAGAUCCAACAUUGUUGAAAAAAAAAACAAUCACAUUUUCAUAAAAAAAAAAAAGAAGAAAAAAUGUUGCCUUUUGAGAGUAUUGAAGAGGCUUCUAUGUCUCUAGGGAGAAAUUUGACAUACGGAGAGACAUUAUGGUUCAAUUACACUGCAAAUAAAUCAGAUUUCUAUCUCUAUUGCCAUAACACAAUCUUUUUGAUCAUUUUCUACACUUUGGUCCCUUUACCAAUGGUUAUGAUUGAGCUAUUAAGGUCCAAAAAGUUUGAAAUUUACAAGAUUCAACCCAAAACUACAUUUACUUUAUCUGAAAUGAUGGAAUGUUACAGAAAAGUCCUCAUCACUUUUGUAUUUGCUGUUGGUCCUCUACAACUUUUUUCUUAUCCCAUCAUUGAGUGGGUUGGAAUAAGGACAAGUUUACCCCUGCCAUCAGCUUCAGAAGUAUUUUGGCAAUUAGUUGUGUAUUUUUUAGUUGAAGAUUAUGCAAAUUAUUGGCUUCACAGAAUGCUCCAUCACUACAAAUGGGGUUAUGACAAAAUCCACAGAGUUCAUCAUGAAUAUGUGGCCCCAAUUAGUUUUGCAGCACCUUAUGCCCACUGGGCUGAAAUUAUUAUAUUGGGCUUAGCUUCUUUUCUUGGCCCACUUUUGGUUCCUUGUCACAUGUUUACAUUUUUGCUUUGGUUUGUCUUGAGACAAAUUGAAGCAAUUGAGACUCACAGCGGGUAUGAAUUUCCAUGGAGCCCAUCAAAGUAUAUACCAUUUUAUGGUGGAGCUAUAUACCAUGAUUAUCAUCACUUUGUUGGGGAAAGUUGUCACAGUAACUUUGCUUCAGUUUUCACUUACUGUGAUUACAUCUAUGGAACUGACAAGGGAUAUCGAUACCAGAAGGAAGUCUUCGAAAAGAGAAGAGAGAAAUUGAAAAUGGAGGAGAAGGUUAAUGGAUCAGCACCUGUUUUCAAAUCUGAAUAAAUGCAAUAACUUUUAUUGAAACCUUUUUGUUGUUCUUCUAUUAAAAAAAUCAUGUAAUCCUGUUCUCUUUGUAUUUCGAGACAAGUUGAUUUAGUAAAACGUUGGAUUAAUUAAGUAAUGUGAAUGUA